AUGGCCCCAUCCCAGGUUUUCUCUCAGACUCUCCGCUCCAUUACCCGCACCAAGUUCAACCAAUUGGCUAGGCAGAAGGUCGCCUUCGAGUCUGCAAAGGCCGCGCUGCUGCGUGAUGCAGACGAUGAGCCCAGCCCCAAACGGGCCAAGGUUUUAGUCGACGGCGCUGCCAAGCUGUCCACCACCUCUUCGUUGUCGCAGCCCACGGCCGAGACUCUCCAGCGAUUCCUCCUUCAGGCAGAAAACGACCCGUCUGUUUCCCAGGAAGCUAUAGAAAGCUACGAGCAUGACUUGCGUAACGAGCUGGACGCCUGCUCGGAAAAGCACCGUUUCGCCGAGCUGUAUGCCAAGCUGAUCAACGAGUGGAUCUCGAUCAGCGAAUCUGACUCUAGCCAUCUCCAUGUCCCACGCGCCGAAAGCCAGGAGCAGCGCGCUGUUUGGGAGCAGUACGUCUUUUGUGCCAAAGAAGUAGAUGGGGCAGCCAUCCAGACUUAUCUCGGCAACCUCUUCCAAUCUGGAGGGUCCAGUCACGUCAAAAAGGCCUACACCGACGUCGUGGCAUCAAUCAAGUCUUUCCAACUAACCUGGGACCUCGAAACUCAUUUUGACGAGGAUUCCCUACAGCAUUGUAUCCAAGGACUCCUAAGGACCGAUCUUUUGAACGACCAGAAGCGCACGACCCUCAACGACUUCCUCGGAAACAAAGUGGUUCUUCGUGAAAUUGCAGACGUCCUCAACAUGCGCAUGCGGACACGGGCCUCGUGGGAAUGGGAUGACGAUUGUACCGUUGAGCCCCGCCGCCAUCUCAACGGCCGCUACCGCUUCUACCCUGACGAGGAUCUUCUUCAGUCCCUGUUCCUCUACUACAUCGGCAGGAGAUGGUGUGUCAUGCUGCGUCAGGCAGCCGAGACCUUCUGCAAGCAACGCCAGUUGCCCCGCGAAAUUGACGAGCAGCGCGGCGGCUACGGCGACGACAAGGCGAGCAUAGACGAUAACCGCAAAUCUCCCAUCGCAGUGGUUCAGAAGCUACUACAAACGCUACAAACUAAUAUCAUCGUACAAAACAAGCUCGGCCGCGAGACUACCGUCAUACGCUCCGACUUCAAGUGGUUUGGCCCAAGCCUCCCUCACGCGUCCAUCUUUGCCGUUCUUGAGUUCCUCGGCGUGCAGCCCGACUGGAUCGACUUCUUCCGCCAGGUCCUCGAAUGCCCACUUCGUUUCGAAGACGACUCCCCCGACACUCCUGCUCGGACACGCAAGAGGGGCAUACCGCUCAGUACACCACUGGCUGAUUUCUUCGCCGAAUCAGUCCUCUUCUGUCUCGACUUUGAUGUAAACCAGAGGGCUAAUGGUGCUCGUCUCUAUCGCCUUCACGACGACAUGUGGCUCUGGAACUCGGCUGAGACCUGCGCGGCGGCCUGGCGGGUAAUAACCGAGUUUACUGGUCUGUUUGGUCUCGAGCUGAACGACGACAAGACGGGCAGCGCCACCAUACUGCCAGGGAGCAGUGAUGGCCAGGUUGACGAAGCCAUGGGUCUCCCCUCAGGUGAUGUCACCUGGGGCUUCCUGAAGCUUGACACGACCGCCGGGAGGUUCGUCAUCGACCAAGCCAAGAUCGACGCGCACAUCGACGAACUCCGUCUUCAGCUAGACGCGUGCAGAAGCACUCUAGACUGGAUCCGGGCAUGGAACACAUACGGUUGCCGCUUCUUCACGACCAACUUCGGAUCCCUGGCAAGGUGCUAUUCUCGCGCACACGUUGACGCCAUCAUCAGUACAUUCCGUCAUAUCCAGCAAGUGCUCUUCCCCUCACUUGGUGGGGGCGUUGGCGCCCGGCUGAAGGAAAUGCUCGCCGAGAGGUUCGGCAUUACCGACGUGCCUGACGGCUUCCUGUACGCACCCGUCGCUCUGGGCGGCCUGGGUCUCCAGAGCCCGUUCUUAAUACCCUACAUUUACCGCGACGGGAUGCCCGAGGAUUCAGGCGUGCAGAUGGACAUGUUCCUUGAGGCGGAGAAGCUAGACUACGACGCGGCAAAGAGGGCAUUUGAGUCGUCGGACGAGCAGUGUGACGACUUAAAUAACAACGGACAAUUCUCUCCUGACUUCAUGGACUUAGAAGACGACAACACCUUCUUCAGCUUCGAGGAGUACACCCGGCACAGGGAGAGGACAUCGGCAGGGUUACGAACCGCUUUCGACGGUAUCAGCCAGGAGCCCCUGCCAAAGCCACUGGAGCCGCCUAAAAUCCUCUCGGGGCUGCUGCCCGAGGAUUGGGACGACAUGGCGCCUUACGACCAGUGGGUUUGCCUGCAGCACUCGAAAGAGAUUGUUACGCGGUUUGGCGGCUUGGUUAUUCUCGAGAAAGGGAUGCUGCCGACGGGAGUGAUAGAGAUGCUGCAGCAAAGCCGAUUUCAGUGGCAGGGCUGA
Molecule: messenger RNA, 2427 nt
Organism: Fusarium keratoplasticum
Lineage: Eukaryota; Fungi; Ascomycota; Sordariomycetes; Hypocreales; Nectriaceae
Exons: 2
Coding region: 1-2427 (808 amino acids)
Source: RefSeq, a predicted model, not a curated record